UCUCCGACGCCGCCAGUGCCCGCUGAAAGAUGUGAUGUGCCGCCACCAGGACGGGAAUCUAUCACAGUGGCGUCUAUAGUUCGGACAUCCAGGCCUCGGAUUUCCUAUGAGAGUCAAGUGUCGCAACCAACGGCACCUGGAGCGUCGCUACCGGUGGUCAGAAGAAGCAGUGGCAGGAAAGCGCCUAGGCCGCGGGCAAUUGCGUUGAACCGACGUGCGAAUCAGCCUUUGAAGAAAAAAAGGAGGAAGAAUGACGAUAUCGAUGACAGCAAGGACCACCAGGGGGAGAUGUUGGAGGUGGAGCCGGAAGCACUGGGGCCUAGAUCCCCCGAAGCUAAGCAAGUCACAGACAUUGCUGUCAAUGAAGCUAUUGUUCGCCGUAAAGCAUCUCGACAAAACGUGCUAUCCCCAAGAGAUCCUGUCAACCCGUACGAUGACCCAAAGUACUUCAGCCCACUGACCGUCGUUGGCAAGGAUGGAGUUAUGCGGUCGAUAUUCAAGUUCUACCCGCACCCGCCCACAGUUGAAGAGCAGUGGGCAGAAUAUAAAUACGGCCUCCACGGUCAGCAGCCCGUCGAACUGCUAGAGAAGAUGUACCGGGCCAAGUGGCGAAACGGCACAUAUGGUCGUUCGUGGUUCACUCGCCGAAAGGCCUUCUGGGACAAGAUGAAGGGGCUGCUGGAUCAAGGUCGUACGGAAGAGGAAGCGUUGGGUGUUAUGAGAGACCUUGGGAGCGGAAGCGUGCCUACUGCAGUUGCCAUUCUAUGCAAAGAGCGUGGAGAGGGAACACGUCCAGGGAGACGAAAGUCUCGGGGCCAGUCGGUCUACUCGGUAUGCGGCAGUAAACAUUCGCGAGACGAGGGCUCCAGCAAUGAAGAGAGCAGCAGCAAUGAAUCGGAGAAUGGCGGACCGCCGAGACCCAUCCGAUAUAAUCCACCGAAGCUGCGGAAACGACUUGUAGUGUCCAUGGAUAGAGUGAGCGGUAGCGACGAGCCUGAGUCGGCGCAAUACUCCGGACAAGAGGCUGAUGGUUUGUGGGAACCUAAGGCUAACUGAUUGAUUGAAUUGGGGCAUCGUUCAUCAAGCUCGCUGCAAUGUAGUUCAAUCGUACUGAGGUUAUAUAGUCGCAGUAUUGACCAGCUUCAACACGUAGACGUAAUAAGCGGGCUCGCUUCUGAAAUCUGCAGACUUCUGUGGGAAUAGUCAUGGUGAAGUAUUCGCGAUGAAGACGGUGACGAAGCCUCCAUAGCUAGUGGCUCACAGCGAAGAGAAAGCGCUUGCAAGUUGGAAGCCAUCCGAGUCUGGGCACCACUCCCCCUAAACUUUGGAUAGAGUUGCCGGCAACGAUGGGUCAUCGUGAAGGUGUCAAAGAUGGUCCCCGAUGUGAAUUGGCCACUCAGCC
This is a messenger RNA of Colletotrichum acutatum, 1402 nucleotides long. RefSeq lists its product as uncharacterized. Lineage: Eukaryota; Fungi; Ascomycota; Sordariomycetes; Glomerellales; Glomerellaceae. The transcript has a single exon. The coding region runs from base 289 to 1056 and encodes 255 amino acids. The record is from RefSeq and is a predicted model, not a curated record.